AUGGACAUUUUUGACGACGAAGAGCCACCCGUCCGAGAAGCAGACGCAGACCUGGGGAAUCCAGACCGUAGCAAGCGAUCGCGAGAGGAAGGAAAAAAACACAAGAAGGACAAGAAGGACAAGGACAAGGAUAAGAAGGACAAGAAGCACAAGCGGGGGAAAGAAAGCAAGUCAUUGGCCAGUGAUGACUCUUUCUUUGAUGGUAUGCUGCAGGGCUCUGCCAGCGAGGCUGAGAUGAGUCAGGAUUGCCGGCCCGCAGAGGCAUCCAAGAAAGCCAAGACAGACGCCCACGGAAUGCCGUCCAUCUCUUCGGAUCCCAAGCCAAAGCCAUUGUCAUUGUCAUCCUCUCCGAAGCUGCCUAAGCCACCAUCGGAUUGUGAGGUCAUAGAUGAGGAGGGGAACCUUUUGACGGGCGGCAGAGCUAUGCCAAAGACACAGGUUCUCAAAGUUUGGGGCCUCGUAGUGCACCACUGCGGCAAUCUCACUUGUGAGCUUUGUGACGAAGUGGCCGUGCACGUGCAGCUGAAGCAGCUGGUGCGCGAGAAGACUGGGCAGGGGAAGGCCGGCGGGCAGCAGGAAGAUAAAGCUGAGAAACCAGAUUUCAGGUUGGUGGAUGUGACGGUCCGGCCAAGUGGCCCGGCGUGGGCCAGUUGGAUGGUUUUCUUUGUUGAGACCUUGAAAGUGAAGCUUCCGCACGGUGGCUUCUGCCAGGUCUGCUCCCGCACUGCACAGAAGAGCUUCCCGGAAGCCACACUGGCCGUGCUGAGUGCGCGGAGGAAGGACACCAAGGACCCGAUUUUUGCCGAGGUCUUUGCAAGGGCUCGCACUUACCACCUGCAGCCGGAUGCCUACAAGCCAUUCCGUGAAGAGUGUCUGGACACCGUGCAUAGAACAGGAUCCAAGGUGACAACGCAUUGGAUUUUCUACAGCUUGGAGGAGUUUGAAAACGAGUUCGACGUCAAGGCCGAUGUUCACCACCAGUUCGCCCACUUGCUCACGACCGAGGUUGACGAGUUCGGCAAUGAAAUCCAAGGCAUCGUGCUCCGAGACCCAGAGAAGCCCUUCAGGCGACUCGAGCGGUACAGUGUGCACGAGUACGUGUACAAGGACGUGCAGCUCGCUCCCUCCAAUUGCCUGAGGGCCAAGCAGGGGAUGGAGUCCUUCGGAGCGUUCCAGCGAGCCCAUUCGUCCUCGAAGAAACCAUCGGGACUGCCGCUCACUCCGGCUGACGUGAGAGCGAUGCGGCCACAACUCUUGACCGAUCUCCAGGUCACACAGCCAACGGUGCAGCAGGAAGACAAGGCUUUGAAAGACUUGGACAAAAUGAUGGACUUGGGCCUGGAUCCGUCCGGUCAGGAGAAAGCUGCAACGCCUUCGUUCAUCGAGACCGAUCAAACCCAGCCUGGCUUGGCAUUGCCUGGGAUGGAUGACAGAGCUCAGGAUGAUGUCGGUCCACACGCCAAAAAGCGCAAGGAGAAGGAACCGAAGAAAGGUCUCACGGCUGCUGCGAAGCCGGCCAACGUCGACAAGCUGGUUGCCGAACAGACAGAGCUACUGGAUGUCAGGAAAGUCCUCGCAGGCGACGUCUCGAAGCAGCAGCUGUACUUCGUGCAGCGGAGCAUCAACACCUUGGAGAAGAAAGGCUUCAAUGCAGACUCAGUGGAGCUCGAGAAGCAUCACCAAAUCGCGACAGCCGCCUUCAUGCUCACACCGGCAGAGCUUGCCCAGUUGCCCAGCGAGCAGAUCCAGGUGCAUGCUGAGCUGGUGCACGACCACAUCAAAGGGUCCGACGUCCCCAAGCAAGUGCAGCUUGCACUCGUGAGCCGAGUUUCCAAGGAGGCCGACCCCGAGAGCGAGCGGUACUGGAAAGCGAUAUACCCAGUUCCAGUGCCCGCCAUCGGUGACACAGCAGGUGAAGCCGAGACUUGUGACUUUGGUGACUCGUGUGAUUGUGCAAAUGUUGCAGCACUGCCUGAGGGCAAGCAUGACGGUUUCAACAUCCUCGAGCCCAUGCUCAAGGAUUGCAAUGCAGUGGAGCUGUCGGACAAGAUCAAGGUCUUCGAGAAAGCCGUUUGGAGCAAGGUCGUCGGACUGAUCAAAGAAGGCAAGCCUGCGCAAGACAAUCUUUGCUCUUGCAGCCGGCAAGGGCAGCUCAUGCUCUCGAAGUUGUGGGAGGCCGCUUCCACCACGGAGGCUGCCAAAGCUGCUGCGAGCAGCAUCAGGGCGGCUCAGACGGCUCUGACGGCAAUCGUGGCGAUAACAUCGAAUGGUGCCAUGCUUCUGGGCGACACGGCGGGUGACAAAGCAAGCACGUCGCUGCAGGACCCCCAAAGGGCCGUCAAGGAGUUGGAAGCAGAGAAGAACAACUCAUCCGUGCUGGGAAUGAUUGGCCAGGCCUUGAAGACCAGUGCACACUACAAGGCAAGCGGCAAGAGCAGCCAAGAGUUGCUUCGUGUUUUCUGGAGCUACGCUUUCUCCGAGGAGACGGUGGCGGGGGAAAUGAGGGAAGCCCUGACUGGACUCUCGAAGCUCUUAUCUCUCCCUGACGAGCUCACUGGUGAUGCCCCCUUGCAGCAGGCCCGUCUUGCAGCGGUGAGCGCGGCUGUCGAUGGCAUGAAAAACUGGGCGAAGGCCACGAGACCGGGCACUACGCUUGGGUUGCAACACAAGGCGUACAAGGCCUUGUCAGACGGCGUGGAGGCGGUCUUGCAGAGCGGCGACGGCUCGGCCUCGGCUUCGGCAUUGCAAUGGGCCGAGCUUUGUGCGAAGGCUGAGACAGACAACGUUUUCUUCGAGUUGAAGGACGCUGACUGCCAGGACUUUCUUCGCCGGUCGGGUGCUUCGUUGGAUCCCUUGGUCCAGCAGGAGGCAGUCAGGCAAAAGAAAUCCGCCCUCAUCGCGAGCUUGUGUGACGCACUGUCCGGUAAGCUGGACGGAGACCAGGAGCUCUUGAAGGAUGCGGUGGCUUACAGUCAAUCGCUGAGCAAGCUAUGCAGUGAUUGUGCCGGCAUCUUUCUCACAGAGGAAGACUUCAAGAGCUGCGGUGGCCAUGGUGAACUGGACUUCGCACAGGUCUGCUUCAGUGUGGUGCAGAAGUUGCUAUGCAGUGGCAGGACGUUCGGGCAAACCGUGGACAAACUAUCGCGACUCUUGCCAGGGCCACCAGGGAAGGAAAAGAAUGAGAUGAGUGGGGUGGCAAGCGCUUUCUUGGAACUCAACAACUUGGCCAAAGCUUUGAGCGCUUUUUCGAAGCUUGGUGGAGACAGCCAAAGCAUUGCGAAUCACGAAGACUUCAAGACAACAGAGCAGAGCCUGCGUGCUGUUGUGUUGAGGGCGACCCAGGCUGCCCAGAACUCUGAUGCUUUGCUCAAGGACUUGUCACCUGCCGCAAAGCUGGUGGAAGAACGCUGGAUGCAGUGCAAAGUGGACUUGGACUCAGCCGUGCAGAAGGCCUCCGCCAAGCUGGCUGAAGUCCGGGAGUUUGUGGUGAGCACGGCUGCUGACAAGCUCAAAGGCCAGAUCACAUCCUUGCAGGUGUACCAGUACGGCUGUGAUGGAACAAGUUGGAAGGAGAUGUAUGCGGCGGAUGCAAAAGAUCCAAUGCCAGCCGCAACGAAAUGGGUUGAGGAAACCUUCCCGAAGGUCGAGGGGAAGAUCACAAGCCUUUUCAAGCCGGCAAAGGCCGGCUACCAAGCCUUGAAGACUUUGCUCGCCGAUUAUGGAAUCAGCGCUGAGCAGGACAAAGCGCCAUGGGACACAUUGACUGGGGCCAAGGAUGUGCUGAGUCACGCGAUGGCGACUGUGUGCGAAGCGUUGCUGAUUCAGGCCAUCAAUCAUCCCGAGAAUCCUAUCGCUGCUACGAGUGAGCAGCUGAAGCGGAUGAUGAGCAACCGGUUCGCAAAUGACGAACUCGGAUACAAACAGCACAUCGAUGCAACAAUCGUCAGCAAGGCCACGGAGAUCUCCAGACAGAUCCACUUCACCCUGGCCGGACAAGAUGUGACCACCUUCGUUGGGUUGGAAAGUGCCAUGUCAGAAUCGCGGAAGCAUGGCUUCUUCCUCUUUACGCGAGUGGUGGUCUUCUGCCAAGCUGGAGGAAUAUCAUACUGGGCCCGCUCUUUCUACCUCAACCCAUGCCUGCAGGAGGCAGUUGUCUUUAUGGCGACUUUCAUUCUGUAUCUGCAAUUCAUGGCCAUUGCCACGCGCUCGGUCCAUGUUACGACGCAGCGAGUGGAUUGGUGCUGCUCCCUGAUGUAUGGACUUUUAAUGGUGGUCUAUCUUGCAUUGCCCUCCAUCGAUGGGGCGCACAUGGAUGGUGGUGUCAUCAAUGUACAGCUGACAGGGCAGCGGUUUGCCAUAGCCGCUGUGGUCAUGGACACCAGGAAGUCAGCUCCGUGGCAGGUGCUCCUAUUCUUCGGGCAAAUCUGGGCAGACUUCUGCGGGCAGUCAGGACUACGUCAUCCCGCCUACAGCGUGUUUCUGCAUCUGGUGGUCCUUACUCUGGUUCUCGUGGGCUCUGCGAUUCUGGAGAACUGCGUGCGAUCGAACAUUCGUGCCCGUUUUGAUUGCUCCGAUGCCGAAUCUUUGAUGUUCAGCUUCCGGCGAAUGCUCAGAGGAGUUUGUGAUGGCGAGGUGCUGCUUGAUAGCACCUUUCGAAUCCACAGCGUCUCAGACUGCCUGAAGCACCUCCUCAUGACCAGCACCAACUUGCACGGCCAGUGCUUCGAGAAGUUUCUGGAGCCCGAGGCCAUCACGAAGUUCCAAGAGUUCAUCAAGGCUUCCACAUCUCAGCAGGCGCCAGCUGAGAAAAUCAGCACGCCGCCAUGCUUGCGAAUCUCUUUGUUGGGGGCGGCCAACACGAAAGUGAGCUUGGAUGUGAUCCAUGUACCCAUCCCCAACCUGUAUGGGUCUCAGGAGUCCUACCAUCUCUUGGCCUUAAAAGAGGAUUCAGGAGCCCGAGAGGAGGAGGUGGAAGCGCGCGUGGCAGAUUCCGAGUGCGUCGGCCAGCUGCUGCAGAUCAAGCAGUCGGUGCAUGCCAACCGACCUCGGCCUGCAAGCGAAGACUCUGCGACUUCCGUGGCCUCAGGGCUGCCAGGCCUGCUGCCGUCCGUGGUUGAGGUAAACCUGCUCGUGGACACCUCUACAGAGGCGUGCGACGUGCGACAGGUGAACCUGCGGAUCGCGCGGCCAGCACGUGGUGAGCCGUUGCCCCCGACGAGCCUGCGGUCCAUGGUGUUGCCCACAGACUGGGCUACCAUCCAGGCGAAGCUCUUGCAGUAUGCGGAUCGCCAGGAAGAGGCUGGUGAGGCUCUGCAGACGGAGCAGUUGUCGGCGCUGAGGUGUCGGAUCUUGGAACGGAGCUCCUCAUCGAAAUACAGUGUGGCACACGUGGUGGAGAUCUUUACUCACAAGAGUGCCGUCUACGGCAUCCACGGCGGAAAGCUGUGGCUUCGCCUCGCCGACUUCGUGGAAGGGAGCCGGUCGCGAAGCCUCGCGCGCCUGGGCCAGAUCCGAGAGAUCCGAAAGAGCCGCCCGCGACGGACGCCCCAAGAGCCCUGA
Messenger RNA from Symbiodinium sp. CCMP2592, 5559 nucleotides. The record is from the annotation of a GenBank genome assembly. Lineage: Eukaryota; Dinophyceae; Suessiales; Symbiodiniaceae.